Molecule: messenger RNA, 661 nt
Organism: Rhagoletis pomonella (apple maggot)
Lineage: Eukaryota; Metazoa; Arthropoda; Insecta; Diptera; Tephritidae
Product: protein anon-73B1
Exons: 2
Coding region: 101-373 (90 amino acids)
Cellular component (GO): membrane
Source: RefSeq, a predicted model, not a curated record
GUUGAUUGCAUCAAGUAAGAAGAAGCACGCUAUGUGCUAAAAAAUUUCGCUUGUAUACAAACAAAUUUGUAAAUAACUAAACAAGUAUUAAUUUUCUACAAUGAGCACAAAUACUUUCGGAAAUGGUCUAGGAUUAGACAAAUAUAGCAGUGAAGAUUUCUUCAAUAUGCUUUUGCGUUAUGGAUUAUUUGCAGGAGCUAUAUUUCAGCUUUUUUGCAUCGGAGCAUCGAUUUUACUACCGCCAACUUGCGAAGAGUCAAUUUGUGCAGAGGCAAAUGAGGAAUGCAAGGUUCACGGCGAAACGGCCAAUAAUAUACGACAACAACAGCGGUUGCACAAAGUACGCAAGCAGGAAAAAAAGAAACGGCGCUGAUUUCAGCUUCUCCAACAUACCUACAUACAUAUAUACAAACAUGCACAAAUAUGCUGUUAAAUAAUAUAAUUAUUUAGAUUAAUAACAUGUCAAUAUGCUUCGAAUUAUUUUAUAUGUAUAUUUAAUUAGAGUAUAGAUUUAUUUGCUGAUUAUAUGCUUGACAUAUUUGCUGAUCAUGCAAAAUAAAAUGCUGCAUUUACCUGUUCAAUACGCUAAUAAUAUUCCAGUAUGUAUUUACACGUGUAAGCUUCUUAUCUGCAUUUGUUAAUAAACUAACCGUACACAGUA